This is a messenger RNA of Aspergillus tanneri, 1554 nucleotides long. RefSeq lists its product as uncharacterized. Gene Ontology annotation, molecular function: catalytic activity. The record is from RefSeq and is a predicted model, not a curated record. Bases 1 to 1554 code for a protein of 517 amino acids. The transcript has 3 exons. Gene Ontology annotation, biological process: nucleoside metabolic process. Lineage: Eukaryota; Fungi; Ascomycota; Eurotiomycetes; Eurotiales; Aspergillaceae.
AUGGUUGACAUUGACAAAGCGGUCGCUGCAGUGAACUAUUCGCCGUCCUUCAAUUAUGAUAUAUCCGUGAUGCCAGUCGCUGAAGUCAUCACCACCUUAUCGGGGAUAAGUGCAAAUAUGGACACUGCUCUGCAAAUCUACGGGGCCGAAAAAGAUGCCCCUGGCCUUCCGGUGGCCAUUCGCGACGCGGCUGAACGAAUCCCGCUUGUCCAGUCCACUCUCCAAAAUGUUAAGCUACACCUGAAAGAACACAGCCUGCAUGAGGAUAGUUGUACCUCAAUUAAAUCUAUCCUAAAGGCUUGCAAAAUCAAGUCCGACAGCUUGCAAAAAAAUUUCGAAACAAUGGUCUCUCGGAACAAUAGACACGGGCUUGCCCGCUAUUUUACUCAAGUGCGGGAGGUGGCGAAGAGCAAGCGGAUUGAAGCACUCAUGAAGGGAAUAUUUGAAGAUGUACAUUGUCUCGCAGAGAAUUGUGCAGUAAAAGCAGCCACUGAAUGGCAGGUUGGGAAGCUCGCCGGAAUUAAAAACGAAGUAUCAGCAUUACCGCAAUCAGUUCCGGAGCACCACGAUUCCGUUUCGUUCCGCAAUUUUGGCACGGGCUCACAGAAUAUUUUGACCGGAAAUGGACCACAAAACAACAACACCAGCGCAGGUUACCAGUUCAAUGGCACAUUUACAGCACCCUUCCGAUUCCCCAGUUCUCCUACCACACCAUCUCCAGCACUGACUCGAUCUUCGAACGAGAGAAUGGGGACGUUGCAAACUUCUCUAGGCAUUACAACCACCAAUUCCUAUUCAUACGAUUCAUACGCCAUCGCAAUUAUCUGUCCUAUGGGCGUCGAAAUGGCACCUGUUCUAGCAACGUUAGAUAAAGAACAUUCAACCCUCCCUUCUGCCAGAAAAAGGAAUAAUUACAUACUGGGGGAGCUUAGCAACCACAACGUCGUGGUUACUGCGAUGCCAGGGAUUGGUAACAACAGUGCAACUGCUGUAGUCAUGCAGCUACAGAAUGACUUCAAAUCUCUGCGAUUUGGUCUGCUAGUGGGAAUUGGAGGGGGAAUUCCUGAUCUUGGCAAGCAUGAUAUCCGUUUAGGCGACGUUGUGGUAAGUAAACCAACAAUGGGUUUUGGCGGUGUUGUCCAGUUCGACCGAGGCAAAGUAAACACGGAUAGCUGCUUUGAGAGAACCGGCCACCUGAACAAACCUCCAGCAGUUCUGACAGCGAGUCUUGAGACACUCAUUGCGCGGCACAAAAGAGAUAUGGUCGUUAAACGGACUUCACGAGCAUCGAUCGCACCUGAAAUCCACUACGGAACGAUUGGUUCCGCGAACAUCGUAAUCAAGGAUGCGGAUACACGCGAGAAAUUAAAAGAAGAGCUGGAGAUCAUUUGUGUAGAGAUGGAGGCGGCCGGUCUUAUGGAUGAAUUGCCAUGCCUGGUUAUCAGGGGCGUUUGCGACUACGCUGACUCACACAAGAAUAAAAGGUGGCAGCCGUACGCAGCUGCUACAGCUGCCGCAUUUACAAAGGAGCUACUAUCCGUUGUUCCUCUUUGA